UCCAAUACUGCGGGGCCGCCAUAACACUGACCGUCACGUGGGGGCCGCCUGCUGCCGCCCUGCUCCUGCUGCUCCUGCUCCUCCCCCCACCACUCCACGCCCUCACACGCCCCCGAAAUGGAGUCCAGGAAGAUCAUAGACAUCCUGAGGGGCACCAUAGACCCGGCACUGAGGCAGCAAGCAGAGGAUGAGCUCACCAAAAUGAAGAAAAUUAUCGGAUUCACACCAGCGCUGCUCCAGGUGGUGAUGAUGGGAGAGGUGGACAUGCCAGUGCGUCAGGCUGGAGUCAUCUACUAAAACAUGGUGACGCAACACUGGAAGGAUGCGGAGUAUGAGGGAGGAGAGCCUAUCCCUUUCCACAUCCACGAACAGGAUCGCGCCAUGAUUCGUGAUGCGAUAGUGGAUGCUGUUGUCCAUGCGCCUGAUCUUGUUAGGGUCCAGCUGGCAGUGUGCACGUACCAGAUGGUCAAAUACGACUUUCCCAAUCGAUGGACAAAUAUCGUCGACAAAAUCAGCAUCUACCUCCAGAAUCCAGACACCUCACUGUGGAAUGGCAGCCUGCUCUGUCUCUACCAGCUGGUCAAGAACUUCGAGUACAAAAAGAAGGAUGACAGGGCACCUUUACAUGAGGCGAUGAGGUUGUUGCUACCCAUGUGCUAUGAACGCAUGGUGCACCUCCUCCCAGACCCCUCGGAACACUCCACACUGCUGCAGAAGCUUAUACUCAAGAUAUUCUACGCCUUGACACAGUACCACCUGCCCCUGGACUUACUAGACAGGGAGCAGUUUACCAGGUGGAUGGAGGUGAUCAGGCAGGUGGCGGACAGACCUGUGCCAGACCAGACGCUGCAGGUGGAUGAGGACGAGAGGCCGGACUUGCCGUGGUGGAAGAUUAAAAAGUGGGCGCUCCACAUUUUGGCGCGAAUAUUUGAGAGGUACGGCUGCCCUAGCACAGUGCACAGUGACUACAAGGAGUUUGCCAAUUGGUACAUCAAGACAUUCUCAGCGGGGGUCCUUCAGGUACUGCUCAAGAUCCUCAACCUCUAUCGAAGCAAGGUGUAUGUCUCCCCACGGGUCCUUCAGCAGACACUCAACUACCUGGAGCAAGGAGUCGGGCAGAGUGUUGCCUGGAAGCUGCUGAAGCCACACAUGCUCUCAGUGGUUCAGGACGUCCUCUUCCCCCUCAUGUGUUACUCGGACGCUGAUCAGGAACUGUGGAACUCAGACCCUUAUGAAUAUGUGCGGGUAAAGUUUGACAUCUACGAGGACCUGGUAUCUCCCGUCACGGCAGCGCAGGGCCUCCUCUUGUCCACUGUACGUAAGAGGAAGGAGAUGCUGGAGAAGACUAUGGUGUUCCUCAUGCAGGUUCUCACUACUCCUAAUGUCGACCCAAGGCACAAGGAUGGUGUUAUGCAUAUGAUUGGUACAUUGGGUGGUGUGUUACUGAAGAAAAAGAUAUACAAGGACCAGAUGGAGACGAUGAUAGCGCAGUACGUCUUCCCAGAGUUCCAGAGUCCUUUUGGCUUCAUGAGAGCUAGGGCAUGCUGGAUCCUGCAGAACUUUGAUGAGAUUAAAUUUAAGUCGGAGCAGAACAUUGUGGCGGCGAUGAACUGUAUACAGAACGCCCUCCUUAACGACCACGAGCUGCCUGUCAAGGUGGAGGCGGCCAUGGCUCUCUCCGCCUUCCUUGCCUCGCAGAACAAAGCGGAGAAGAUUGUCGAGCCUAAUAUCCAGGCCAUCGUGCAGGAGCUACUGAAGGUGAUCAAGGAGACAGAGAACGACGACCUGACCAAUGUGAUGUGCAAGAUUGUCACCACCUACACCGACCAGCUCACCCCAAUCGCUGUGGAAAUGUGCACCCAGCUGGCCGCCACCUUCCAGCAGGUGGUGGACGCAGAGGAGGGUGCUGACGAAAAGGCUAUCACCGCCAUGGGACUCCUGAGCACCAUUGAGACACUUAUCAACUGCAUGGAGGAGAACCCUAAGAUCAUGGAGCAGAUUGAGCCCAUCACUCUACAGGUGGUCGGCCUCAUUCUCACCAAAAACGUCAUGGAGUUUUACGAGGAAGCGCUGGCUCUUGUGUACAGCCUGACCAGCACCAGAAUCUCGCCAGACCUGUGGAAGUGCUUUGAGAUGAUGUUCCAGAUGUUUAAGAGUGACGGCUUUGACUACUUCACGGAGAUGAUGCCAGCACUCCAUAACUACAUCACCGUGGACACCGAGGGCUUCAUCAGCUCCGAGGCGAGGAUUGCAGCGGUGUUUGAGAUGUGCAAGACUGUGUUGACGCAGGUUGACUGUGCAGAGGAUGACGAGUGCCACGCCGCCAAGCUCCUGGAGGUGAUAGUGUUGCAGUGCCAAGGACGCAUCAAUCAGUGCCUGGGCUCCAUCAUACAGCUGGUGGUGGAGCGCCUGCUGAGGGAGGUGAAGACUGCAGAGCUCAGGACUAUGCUGCUGCAGGUGAUCAUCGCGGUGCUGUACACGGCUCCAGACACUCUGCUGCAGGUCCUGGAGUCCACCACACUGCCCAACACCACCACCACACUCACCUCACACUUCAUCAAGCAGUGGAUUCAUGACACUGACUGCUUCCUGGGACUGCACGACCGCAAGAUCUGUGUGCUGGGGAUGUGCACCCUCCUUCAGCUGGGUCCUGAGCGACUUGGCGUGCUGCAGGAGUGCCACAAGGAGAUCAUCCCAGCCAUGCUUAUGCUUUUCCAGGGACUAAAGAGAGCCUAUGCUGCCAAAGCCAGCGAGGAGAACAGUGAUGAUGAGGAUGAUGGUGAGGAAGAUGAAGACAUUGAACAUGAGGUCCUGGAGAGUGACGAGGACGAACUAGACGACAAUGGGGAUGAAUAUUUGGAGAAGCUCGGAGAGAAGGUGAAGAAGGCAUCUGCUGCGUCACCCUUCGCUAUCACCGCCACUGUAGAGGAUGAGGAGGAUGACGAUGACUCUGAUGACGAAAUGGACGAGACAGCCCUGGAGUCCUUCACCACACCCCUGGACCGAGAGGAGUGUGAGGUGGACGAGUAUUGUGUCUUCAAGGAUGUCAUGCAGACCCUGGAAGCCAAUGCCCCCGUGUGGUACCAGGCACUGACCACAGGGCUCACUACAGACCAGCAGAAGGUGAUGCAGGAGGUAGCAACGCUGGCAGAUCAAAGGCGUGCAGCAGCGCAGAGCAAGAAAAUACAGCAGAGUGGAGGUUACAACUUCCAGCAGACAGCAGUGCCCACCAGUUUCAAUUUCGGAGGCUCUUUUGGAUCUUAAAACCUUGAGUGUUGCAUCCCUUACCUCCAACGCCCCAGUGACUGCUCCUCCUGUCCUCCUGUCCUCCUGUCCUCUUAACCCUGUGCCAUUCCCAUCAACACUCAUUUCCUCUUGUCCUCUUUCAUUGUCUCUUGUUCCAUCUUCAUCAAUGUCUGUCCUUUUCCUCCUUUUCCUUCAUUUCCUCUCUGUCAAUCUUUUCCUGUGCCAUCUUCAUCAAUGCCCUUCAUCUUCUUAUUUCUCCUACUCACUCCUCUUUUUCCUCCUCUUCAUUGUCUUUUUCUGUGCCAUCUACAUCACCCUUUCCUCCUCCUCCUCCUCCUCCUCCUCCUCCAUCAUUUCCAUUUUUGCAUUGUGGAGUCAAGUGUUUGUUUUUGGGGUAAAAAAGAUGAAAAUUAUUUAUGGAUUUGGGGAUCUUUGAGAGUGUCAGGUUCUUCUCUGUGUGUACUGCAGGGUGUUUACAUUAGUGGUUCUGUGUGUGUGCGUUUGUUUGUUUUUUUUAGUGUUGGUGCGUUUGUGUUUAUUUUGGGGGGUUAAGUUUUCCUGCGCACUUUUUUUUUUUUUUUUCUUUUUUUUUUUUUCUAUCAGUGAUGUGGUAAGGAUAUGUUUUAUUUAAGUACUUGUUGUCUGUGUGUGUGUAUGUAUGUGUGUGUGUGUGUGUGUGUGUGUGUGUGUGUGUGUGUGUGUCAUCAUCAUUAUUAUUAUUAUGUAUUUGUGGUGGCUUCUCAUAAUUUAAUUCACUACCACCACCACCACCACCACCACCACCACUACUACUACUAUUACCAUCAUUACUACUGUUUUUACUACUAAUACUACCCCACCACCACUACUAUCACUACUACUAUUACAUUUUAUCACGACUAUUUACUACUAUUAUUGCAGCUACUACUACUACCACUACUGCAACUACUGCUAGAAUGGUGACGAUAUUAUUGUUAUUAUCUAUUUCUUCCUGUUUAUAUAUAUUUAUUGCAAACUUUUCAUGUAUUUCUUGCUUUCCAUAUUGCAUUGUCGUCUGAGGAUCUCUUUACUACUACUACUACAACUAUUACUACUAUUAUUAUUACCAAUUUUUAUUUCAAACUAUGCAUUUCUUUCCUUCCUCUCUCGUCCUUUCCUCACAAAUCACUGACUGUUUGACUGACUGACUGACUGACUGACUCCUACCAUUCUCCACUCCCCUGCCUCCCCAUCUUCCCCUCCCCAUGUCCCUCUAACCCCCUCCAACACACGUCACCCCCUCCCCACCCACAACAAUGCAGUUCCUCCCUCCCCUGCGUGAUAUAAAAUUCUUCUUGUUUGAGGAGUUACGGUAAUAGAAAAGGUGAUAUAUUUUUGCUUGUUUUUUUUUUUUUUUUU
Portunus trituberculatus (swimming crab) is the source of this 4623-nucleotide messenger RNA. It is a transcript of the gene msk, whose product is annotated as importin-7-like. Gene Ontology annotation, biological process: protein import into nucleus. The record is from RefSeq and is a predicted model, not a curated record. Gene Ontology annotation, cellular component: nuclear envelope; cytosol. NCBI's taxonomy places the organism in Eukaryota, Metazoa, Arthropoda, Malacostraca, Decapoda, Portunidae. Gene Ontology annotation, molecular function: small GTPase binding.